AUGUUGAAGAUAUCAUUGAUUACUGUCUUUGUGCUGGCCGCCUCCGUUACGGCCAAACCACUAGUGACCUCAUAUAGUAUUAUGACGUCUCCAAUGACUUCUGCUUCCCUGGUAGCUCCUGUGUCUUCUCCCUUCGCUUCAAUUGUUGCCACACCAGUUGAUCCAGCGGUGGCCGCAUCGUACGUUUCUGUUCCAUUUGCAUCAGUGUCAGAUAAUAGAUAUUCUAUUGGUUCAUCGUUAAACUGGCAAGACCUCAUUGGCAUACUGGUAGUU
Molecule: messenger RNA, 273 nt
Organism: Iphiclides podalirius (scarce swallowtail)
Lineage: Eukaryota; Metazoa; Arthropoda; Insecta; Lepidoptera; Papilionidae
Source: the annotation of a GenBank genome assembly